Acomys russatus (golden spiny mouse) is the source of this 1166-nucleotide messenger RNA. It is a transcript of the gene Ric3, whose product is annotated as RIC3 acetylcholine receptor chaperone. The record is from RefSeq and is a predicted model, not a curated record. Gene Ontology annotation, cellular component: neuron projection; intracellular membrane-bounded organelle; neuronal cell body. Gene Ontology annotation, biological process: synaptic transmission, cholinergic; protein localization to cell surface. NCBI's taxonomy places the organism in Eukaryota, Metazoa, Chordata, Mammalia, Rodentia, Muridae. The transcript is spliced from 6 exons. Bases 39 to 1145 code for a protein of 368 amino acids.
GUUCCGGUUCCGACUCCUGAGCCGCUCGGUACGCAGCCAUGGCGUACUCCACCGUGCAGAGAGUGGCUCUGGCCUCCGGCCUCGUCCUGGCCGUGUCGCUGCUGCUCCCCAAGGCCUUCUUGUCCCGCGGGAAGCGGCCGGAGCCGCCGCCCGGUCCGGAAGGCAAAUUGGGCCGAUAUCCACCCAUGAUGCAUCACCACUCAGCACCCUCAGAUGGUCAGAUGCCAGGGGCACGUUUCCAGAGGUCUCACCUUGCAGAGGCCUUUGCAAAGGCCAAAGGAGCAGGUGGAGGUGCUGGAGGAGGGGGCAGUGGAAGAGGACUGAUGGGCCAGAUCAUUCCAAUCUAUGGCUUUGGGAUAUUUUUGUACAUACUGUACAUUCUGUUUAAGCUCUCCAAGGGGAAAACUGCAGAAGAUCGGAGCUGUUCCACUGCCCCACCCGGAAACACUCACAGGAAGAUUACCAAUUUUGAGCUUGUUCAACUGCAAGAAAAAUUAAAAGAGACAGAGGAAGCCAUGGAAAAAUUAAUCAACAGAGUGGGACCUAAUGGUGAGAGCAGAACACAGACUGUGACUUCUGAUCAAGAGAAACGAUUACUACACCAGCUCCGAGAAAUCACCAGGGUCAUGAAAGAAGGCAAGUUCAUUGACACAUCUACUCCAGAGAAGGAAGCCGAGGAAGCGCCUUACAUGGAGGACUGGGAAGGUUACCCUGAAGAGACUUAUCCAGUGUAUGACCUUUUGGAUGGUAUGAAGCGCAGGCAGGAAACAAUCCUGGUGGAUUACCCUGAUCCGGAAGAGCCCUCUGCUGAAGAAAUAGCUGAACGGAUAGGAGUGAUGGAAGAGGAAGGCUCAGAGCAUUUGAGCUGGGAUCAUUUGCCCACUGAUCCUAGAGCCCAGAAAGAUAGUUCUGUCGCCCUGUGUGGUCCUGAACCAGAGCCAUGCCCCUGCUGUGUUCAUCAAGAGGAGGACCCUGCUGUCUUGGCAGAGAAUGCUGGCUUCAGUGCAGACGGCUACAGUGAGCCGGAGGAAGCCACCAAGGAAGACUGGCCCCAAGACUCUACAAAUGAAGGGUUAGGGAUCAGCACUGUGAACACACACAUGGGUGGCAUGUUGAGGAAACGCAACCCCCAGGGUUUUGAGUGAAAGCAGACUGUUUGGGGAAGU